ACCUCCUCCUCCAGCUCCUCCUCCUCCUCCUCCCGCUGCUCUUCCUCGUCUCUCUGCGCGUCGCCGAGAUCGCGUGCGCAGCAGCGCUGGUGCUGAGGGGGGGGGAUUCACCGACUGCCGCAUCUCACUCCGGUCCAGAGGUCCCGGACGGACGCGUGAUGGCGCGGAGCCAUUGACAGAAAAGCCGCUGGAAUUAAAAUGAACAGUCCCGCUGAGCGGCUCUGCUCGUCCUCCACAUAGCGCUGCCUUUUCUGCAACACAUCUGUUUUAUGUGACUCCAGCAAGCGACGCAGGAUGACUCCCACCUUAUCGCUGGUGAUUGUGUGCGCUUUGGUGGCGCCAGCGUUGGCGUCCAAGAUGGAACCGGAGUCGCUGGUGCCCUGUGAGUCCGACAAGUACACAACCAGUGGCGAAUGCUGCCUGAAGUGCCCACCUGGGGAGGGAGUGGUGAAGGAAUGCGGCGCCACCCAGACAGUCUGCGCCCCGUGUUUGGACAGUGAGACCUUCUCAGAGAACUACAGUCACACGGAGCAGUGCAGACCCUGCACCCAGUGCACCGGCCUCAUGCGCCUGCAGACGCCCUGCACCGACUCCAACGACGCCAUCUGCAGCUGCAACUACAACUACUUCUUCGACUCCAUCUCCGGCCGCUGCAAGCCGUGCACGGUGUGCCCGGUGGGGCAGGGCGUGUACUCUCACUGCGAGCACCAGCACGACACCGUGUGCGAGGAGUGCGUGGACGACACCUACUCGGACCGGGAGAGCUCCCUGGAGCCGUGCCUGCCCUGCACCAUCUGCGACGAGGAAACCGAGAUCCAGCUGGUGGAGUGCACGCCCAACCGCGACUCCGUCUGCCACAAUCCUAACCUGCCUACAGAUAUCACUUCUACGUCCGACAUGGGCCCGUCUCCACCCUCCUUCACCAACUACUUCUUCCCGGACGCGUCUGAGAGCCCGCUGCCGGGAGAGACGACCACAUCCAGCGCCGGUUCCCCGCGCUUCCUGGGCCACGGCUUCAAUGAAAACCUCAUCCCCAUCUACUGCUCCAUCCUGGCUGCUGUGGUGGUGGGCCUGGUGGCUUACAUUGUUUUUAAGAGGUGGAAUAGCUGCAAGCAGAACAAGCAGGCGGCCAAUAACCGCGCGGCCACGAACAACCAGAUGGUGACGCCGGAGGGAGAGAAGCUGCACAGCGACAGCGGCAUUUCGGUGGACAGUCAGAGUCUGCAGGAGCAGCAGCAGCAACAGCAGCAGCAGCAGCAGCAGCAGCAGCAGCAGCAGCAGGCUGAGGUCCAGGCUCAGCCCUCACACUCACACACACAGGAGCAGAUCGUGGUGAGGAUGGACGGAGGCCCUCAGCCUGACUCGCCUCCACCUGAAGUCUGACAGGGCGGGUGAAGAGGAGGCGUCGGAUCUGAAGGCGGACGGAGGGGAGCUGUGGGCCGAGCCACAGCCUGGACACACACGGACCUGAGACGGACUGUGACUCUGGCCUGAUUGGACCCGUCUGGACCUCCCAGCUCCUCUGGGCCACGCUCUGCCUCCUCAUCCCUGCACAUAGAGUGCGACUCUACCUAUCAGUGUGCCUGGACACCUCUACGGCAAUAUCAACCACUAUCUGUACCAGUGUUACCACAGAUACAUAACUGUAGAUACAUCCGUGCAUCUUCUCUACUGAUUAUUCCAUUAACUAACGUUGACAUAUUCUCUAUAACUGCCAGCUCGUCCUCUGUCCCCUCGUUCAUCACUCGCCAUGAGAAGCGUGUGCCUGGAAGGUGCAGCUCACUUGUCUCCCUUUACGUUCUACCCGACUCGCUCCGCUCUCUGUAGAAUUCACUUUAUUAGACCCCUGCCGUCAGAAAGCAGCGGGGGGGGGGGGUGCCUGUGAGUCACUCAGGCUUAGUCUGAAGUUCCCCGUUUUGUCGUUUAACCACAGGCGCGCUUCAUCGCACGCCGCCUUGUGAGCGGCGGCGUCGUUGUUCGCCAUAGGCCAACGCCGGUGACGCACAUCUGGGGGGCAGAGGGGUCGGUUACCGCGGCGCCAGCUUCUUUCUGACCCCUGCACGACACGUCCAGGCGUCGGGUUACAGUGAUUUCACCUAACAGUUGCAGCGCUGGCGCUGGGGUUAGACUGCUGAGUCAGCGACGGCUCAGUAAACAGACCCUGUCACCACCGUCUCCUUCUUCGUUCUCGAUGGCCAGCGCUGAGGCGCUAAUGCUCGGCGGUCGCGUCAGCGCGGGGCCCAUUAGAGCGACGUCCUGACGGGCAGGUAGUAAUGACCUCAGGGCUUCAGCUUCAUUGACCCUCUGCUCUGCUCAGCUCAGCCUCCUCGCGCCGAGUGUGACUUUAUAGAUCCUCUACCCGAGUCCGAGCCCCUUGACAUUUACGCUAUCGCCGCGGCGAUGCAGAAGCACUUAGUCCGGCUCACUUCUAAAGCUGGAUGACACCUUUUAUGCCGAUGCCCCCUCGCCGCUCUGUGAAGCAGCCGACGCACCAGCUGUAAAGGCAUUCUGCAGUUUGACGGCUGCGCUCGAGUUCAUUCCUACAGACGCCGGUUCUUUCUCAGGGUCCCUCUUGUAGCGGUGCGACUUCCCAGAGAGCUGUAGAGCAGCUACAGUAGGUCGACAGGUAAAAUCAGCUGGUACAGUAUGUUUAGAGAGAACACUUGAAGGGAACGUGUAAACCCCAGCACUUCAUAUCUGUGCUUCAGUUCAGUGGUAAAUACUGUAGGAAAUGCCAGUCAGACGGUGGAAGAUAGAGAAAGUGACUCAUUCGAUUCUGCCUGUAUCAGUCACACGGUCGCCAACAUCUCAAAACAAUUAAACCUCCUCGUCUGCUUGUGAUUCAUUCUGUAUCACCGACGGAAACAAAGGAAAAGUCUCAGAGCGCCUUGGACAUGGGACCACACACACACACACACACACACACACACACACACACACACACACACACACACACACACACACACACACACAGAGCGGCGUGUGAAUCACUCCUCUUACGUGUGAUUCAACCCCGUCCUCGCUGUGGCGCUGACAUUAAAGCCGACGCUGCGAGUAACCGGAGCGCUGAUUUAAGGGAAAAUGCGAUUCUCCUCCACUCUGUCGCUCCCUGAAGCUCGCUCAGCUCUCCAGCGGUGGCGUGAGACACACAAUCUCAGAAUGUACAACUCAAAUAUAACCAAAAAUAAUAUGCAAGACCCCAUUCAAGGAUACGGUUCAAGAUGUUGCUCAUUACCUUGUUGCUCAUUGCUUUUCGUCCUCAUUCUAGCAUGUUGGUUUAUAUUCCGACUAGUAUUACACUUUGGAAGUUUUUUUUUUCCUAACAGAUAUGUUCUUUUGUAGCACUUACUAGAUGUGAUAUAACUGCACUCAAGGAGUGCGCCGCAGUUCAAGUGCCUGUGUACAGCGUCACGUCUUUGAGUUCAACUCGUUAACAUGGUUUCCACUCGGUAUUUGGCAUUUUGUGUGCAAAUCGAAGCGAUGUACGAACUUUGGAGACGCAAACAAACUGUAGGAACCUGAGGAGGGAAUCACCGUGGCGACAGGUUGCCAGUGGAUUCAUAUUGUAUGUUAACACGCUGUAAAUGCUGGCGACUGUAAGGGCCAUGUAGCAUUGUGACAUCAUACACAUGACACCUGAGACCCACGUAGGCCAUUAGUCAGUAGACGGCGGCUGUGCAGGCGUUUUGCAUGUACAGCGGGCUCCAUCCCACCCCUCUGUUUGACAGGAGGGAUGCUGCAGCAACAUCAGACCUGUGGAGAGCUUCACUGUGACUCUCUGCGCUAAUAUUACAGCACUAGCGACUCCACACACGUAGAUCAGGACGUGCGCCCUGAAGAAGAUGAAUGUCACCUGUACUUACCUACUAAUGUAAAUGCAUUGUGUAAAAUGUGAAUUUCUUAGAGUUGAUACAAGAUACGAACAUACAGUAUAAAAUGUACAAAAACAGAAAGGUGUGCAAAUGAAAUGAGCAUCUGUAGUACAAUAAACAGAGAUGUCAUUGCA
Molecule: messenger RNA, 4006 nt
Organism: Betta splendens (Siamese fighting fish)
Lineage: Eukaryota; Metazoa; Chordata; Actinopteri; Anabantiformes; Osphronemidae
Gene: ngfra
Product: nerve growth factor receptor a (TNFR superfamily, member 16)
Biological process (GO): Rho protein signal transduction
Cellular component (GO): cell surface; plasma membrane
Molecular function (GO): nerve growth factor binding; death receptor activity; coreceptor activity
Source: RefSeq, a predicted model, not a curated record